Molecule: messenger RNA, 723 nt
Organism: Beta vulgaris subsp. vulgaris (sugar beet)
Lineage: Eukaryota; Viridiplantae; Streptophyta; Magnoliopsida; Caryophyllales; Amaranthaceae
Exons: 2
Coding region: 1-723 (240 amino acids)
Molecular function (GO): nucleic acid binding
Source: RefSeq, a predicted model, not a curated record
AUGGAGAACAUCAUACACAUUGAUGAGAAAUGGUUCUACUUGAACCCAGAUACAAGGAGAUUUUAUUUAUUGCCAAGAGAAGAUGAUCCAUAUAGAUGUUGCCAAUCAAAGAGAUUCAAAAUUAAAGCAAUGUUUAUGGGGGUGACAUCAAAACCAAUGUAUGAUGCUGAAGGUAAUCUGAUUCAUGAUGGCAAGUUUGGCAUCUUUCCUUUUGUAGAGAGGGUGGCAGCAAAAUACACUACCAAAAAUAGAGAUAAGGGCACUAUUGAAACCAAGGCUGUUGAGAGGAUCACUCAGAAGGUCAUUAGAGACAUGAUUAUACAGAAUGUACUGCCAUCUAUAAUGAGUAAAUGGCAUGCUGGUCUGUCCAAGGAUAUAUUCAUCCAACAGGAUAAUGUUAGGCCUCACAUACAAGGAAAUGAUGAGGCAUUCAAGGUAGCAGCAACUCAAAAUGGGUUCAACAUCAUGCUCAUUCAACAGCCACCUCAGUCCCCAGAUUUAAAUUGGAUUAUGGUUGAGAUUCUACAGGUUAAAGGAGGUUAUAAUUACAAGAACCCUCAUCAUGGAAAAGCAAGAUUAGAAAGGUUGGGUCUUCUCCCCAAGAAUGUCAAAUGUGAUCAAGUUAUUGUGGAUGAAGCUGUGCACUAUUUGAAUGAGAAGUUACCAAAUGAAAGUGAAGAACUUGAGUACUUUGACAAUGAGGGGGUUAUUGAUGAAGACUAA